Messenger RNA from Mycena citricolor, 272 nucleotides. Lineage: Eukaryota; Fungi; Basidiomycota; Agaricomycetes; Agaricales; Mycenaceae. The record is from the annotation of a GenBank genome assembly.
GACCGUGGGCCGUUUUCGGUCUUGGCUUGUUUCUCGAACUCUGUUUCAGAGCGUUCAUGGAUCCAUCCCUUCACGCAAAUUCACAAGUCUCCGUCUCUCCGCGUUACUGCAGUAACGCAGCUCAGAUGCUUGAGGAACUGGAUCUUGGAAGUCGCAGUGGUUUCUGAAAAUCAGGUUGCUGCUGGAUUUGUGCGUCCGGAUGAUAUCUUCAGUGCCUACUGCCUCGAUGUAGGGAAGUAUUAACAGCUUCUUGGUAUCCACGUCCGGCGCAG